AGCUCGCGUUCUCGCUAAUAUGACACAAAUGUUGCUUUAAAAGCAAAGCUAGCAUGAAACGUCAAACACAUUAUUUAAUAUUUAAUAAACACCCGACUGAUAUUAUUGAACUAUUUAUAUAUAUUUUUUUAUUUAAUCAUGGACUUCCGGGUGGACAAAAAAUUGUGACGUGUGCGUACAAAGACGUGUUCCGGUUAGCUGAUCUUCAUAUAAAAACAAGCCAGGACUUCCGCAUUGACAUGAUAUGUGAAUCAUGUAACCUGUCCUGAUUUACUUGCACGCCCAUUAUUAUGUUUUUUUGUAUGGAGUCUGAUACAGGCAGGAUGUGUGAUGUGAUAUGAUAUGUGCGAUGGAUGAAGUGAACCUUGCGACGGUUUGGUAAAUAUGUUAGGUGCACUGUGUCAGAUUGUAGUUGUGCUGUAAAGAUGUUUUCGUGUCUAAUUGCUCCUUGUCGUUCUCCUGCAUGGCGGUUAUGGAGCUCCAGUCAGGCCCAGUGAUGGAAACCCAAGUGUCCAGUCUCUCCAGCGGAUGUAGUGUGAGUUGCGCCUCUGGCUUUGGUGUAGUAGGAGAUUUCUUCUAAUGUCGCUUCUAACAUUCCGAGAACAUGAUCGGAUCUCCAGAUGUGGUGGCAUUGACCAAAGAUGAUGAUUUUGGAGAUUCGUUCCCAGAUCCGUGUUUGCUCCCAGAGGAGUUUUCUGUGCCUUUGUUUCCUCAUGCAAAUGCCAAUCCAUGGUUAAAAACAUCCUAUGCAAAAUUUCCCAAGGAUUUCAUCCUUAUCUCUGAGUUUUCAGAGCAGGUUGGACCACAGCCAUUACUCACAAUUCCAGAUGAUCCCAAAGUGUGUGGGACGUUUGACCUCAAUUACUUCUCUCUGCGCAUCAUGUCUGUGGACUACCAGGCUUCGUUCGUGGGACAUCCUCCAGGCACAAGCUACCCCAAGCUCAAUUUCGUCGAGGACUCCAAAGUCGUCCUUGGUGAUUCGAAGGAAGGGGCGUUUGCCUACGUGCAUCACUUGACCCUCUAUGAUUUGGAGGCGCGUGGCUUCGUACGUCCUUUUUGCAUGGCUUAUAUUUCAGCAGAUGAGCGAAAGAUCAUGCAGCAGUUCCAGCUGCUGUCGUCUGGCUUUUCCAGGGCUUCCGAAUGCUUGAAAUCAGGGAAUAGAAAGGCCUUUGCGAGUGAAUUGGAGAAGAAACUGAGAGACCUGGAAUAUACGAGAUCCGUGCUGCACAAAGAAACCGAGCUGCAGAAAACGAGCAGCGGCUGUUAUUCCACACAGGUUAUCGAGAAAGCUAAUGAACUGGCAAACGUGGAAAAAUCUAUCUAUGAACAUAAAGAUUUGCUGAGGCAGAUUACAUCAUAUCCUAACAGUAAAAGAAGCAGCACUGAUCAAGUGCAGUGUGAGCCUGAAAAUAGAGCUAACACACGGACAGUAGACCACACACUGUCUUCUAAUCAUUCCGGAAAUGGGGAUACUCAUGUGGAAACGGAAAGUGGUAGUCAGCCCCCGACUUACAUCCCUCAGUUUAUUAAAGCUAAAUCUGCGAAAUGUUUUGAUAAACGCCUAAAAACCCUCGAAGAACUUUGUGAAUCAAACUUUUUCCUUCAGACCAUGGAACACCUGAAGGCAAUCGAAAAGGCGUUUAGAGGUGAUCUUUGCUUUAUUUACACCAGCCAGAUUGACCGGGCUCUCUCGAGCAAACAGAAGAUCACCAAUUUUCUUUUUGAGGCGGAACGAGACGAUGAUGAAGAGGGCAGCUCUUCUACCAGGAAUUUUUAUGACCCAAACCAUACCGCACAUCAUGUUUCAUCCAACUUCUCUGGUGAGCGAAUGAACCUUGAGUCAUACACCGCUUAUGUUGAGAGAAGUCCGAAUAAGCUGGGACUCGAAACGAUGGAAGGACCUCCAGAGUCCAGUACCUCGGACGUUACACAGGAAACCUCAGAAGAUGCUAAUGACACCGAAAUGAAAGGGAGUUUCAGCAGUGACCGGAGUAUCGAGGCAUUUGUAAACCUCAGUCCAGCAAAUCCUGAUGGUUUUUCAAGGAGAAACACCAGUGUGGCUUGUACAGUAACCCCAUCUGAAGGAGAAAACGUUUCACCUGUUGCAAAGACAUCAUCCUCACUAGAACGUGAAUCAGACCUGAAUUACGGUGAAGUGUUUGAAACUGGACAUCUAGUACAAAUGGACACAGCGUGUUGUAUGGGACAGGAUGGUUUUAUCUUUGAGGAGCCUUUGCCUGAACCGGUACAAGAAUACUGUGAGGACACCGUUGUCAAGCGCGAGCCUCUGUCCCUGCUUCAGAGGGACCCUUCUCUGCAAGUGGACUAUGUCUUAGGAGAGUCAUUGCUGACCGUCCCAAGUCCCAGUCUGGUGUUGACGCUUCCUGAACUCAACCCCAGCUCUCUGUCUGAGGAGAUGGUUAAAAUGAACGUGGAAGAUGUUUCCGACAACGGCAGUUACAUGAGCACCUCCACCAGCUCUGACCGAGCAGCCUCACCUUUCACCUAUGGCAGUCCCAUCACGCUGAAGCACAAGAAGAAGGCAGGCCACAGUGCUCUGCGCUUCAUCAGGCAGUACCCCUUUGCUCAGCAAGCCAUCUUCUGCCUUCUGAGUGGAAGAACACUUGUGGUUCUGGGAGCUGACGAAGGCACAGUCAGGAAGCUGGUGAACGCCUUGCUGAUUUUCAUGCCAAACCUUGGCAAGUAUGGCGAAGCAGUGCAGCCCUGGCUUUCCACAUCUUUUCAGCUGAGUGACCUUCAGAGAUGGAAACUCAUUGGGUUGCAGAGGGUGGUUUCUCCAGCAGGUUCCAGCUUGCUCCAUUCCCUGAGCCGCUACAGCCGAUAUAUCGGCAUUCUGGACUGUGACAACAAAACACUUCGAUGCCCAUCCUACAAAGGAACACUAAUAGGGCACAUGGCAGACCACAGGACACAGAUCAAACGAGGGAGCACCUAUUAUCUCCACGUGCAGAGCGUAUUAACUCAGCUUACAGCUAAGGCCUUUCUUUACACUUUUUGCCAUCACCUUCACCUGCCCAUCAGCACAGACCAGGACGCCGAUUCCGUGGUCUUGCGGAGGACUAAUUUCUUGUUGCAGCUCGGCUACACUGAAGAGGAGAGUAAAAUAAUCCGCUUCUUGAGUGAGCUCAUCAAGCAACAUUACCUUCAGGGGCCUUUAAAAGGGGUCAGCCAGAAUUACUUUAGUUUCAGUUAUACCACCAGCUAUUUGUACAAAAUCUGACCAUGAUCGUGCCCUUUGUUCAUUUCCGAUCUUUUAAUAGGAUUCGUAUUUUGUGUUUCUCAUCCCUGGCACCUCAACUAAAAUCAGGAGACCAAGAAAUAUUGAAUGUAUUUGAUUUUGGUUAACUUUGCCAGUGUUGGCUUUACAAUCCAGUAAUUAGGUUGUGGAUGAUCUGUUCUCAUCGCUUUGGUUAUGAAUGUGUUUUAGAAUGACGUCUGAUGUCUAGCUCUCGACACUUAACACGAAAUGUAUUUCUGAAGUUUUAAAGAUAACGUCUUGUAUUUUUUUUUUCUUUCAUCCGACGAGCCAGUCUGCGUUGAAGGUGCAAUCAGCCUGCAAGAACCAACACCUUGGUCAGCAGUUAUUAAUAGGUGGUGGAGUCGUGAAAUUUGCUAUCCUCACCUCACCUAUUUUAAACAGAAUGUGAACAUGUAGGAUAGCAUGGAUUUUGGUACGAUGGUGUUUGUUUUAUCGUUUUGCCUUGGAUGUGCUCUUUAAGCUUGUGUGCUAAUUUUUCAUGUGGUUAUAAAUUAUUUCAAGGAAAAUCCAAGAUGUGGUAAGAGCAGUAAAUAAUUAACUUGUCCAUGACUUUCCGUGUUUGCACUGUAAAACGAAAAAGCUGGUGAACAUUUGAUUCUCUCACACACACACCUCUCCGUUCCCAGUCAAAAAUAGGUCUUGUUUUAUUCUUUAUUCCACUGUAUACUUUAUAACUACUGUAAGGUUUUGUAAUGAGAAAAAGGCCAAUCUGAACACACAUUUUGAAAUCGAUAAAAUUUAACCAAGCAAACUGCCAGAUGUGUUUUUUUUUUUUUUUUUAAAACCCUGUUAUGUCUUCAAGUUAAAGAAAGUUCUGCAUGGAAAAAUGUUAAAUAUUGGAAAAGUGUUCGAUUACAUCCUGCAUGUUUGGAAAUUAUACAGGCAAAUGACCCGGCAGCACCCGUUUAUUUUUAUAUUAUAUUAAAUCUUCCAUAUGGAUUUCUUUCAAUCUAAUGACCUACAAUAAUGUAACAUCGUCUGUGUUGUGUGCAAAAAAACGUGAGCAUGAGUUACUUGACGGAGUGGCACUUUCUAAUGUCGGUUAAGAAUCACAGUCAUGGUGAGGAGUUACAAGGACGUGGAGGUGAUUCCCCCCCCAAAAAAAUGCAGUACUAUGUUCGCAUCACCACAAUGUUUACUGUUGCAUGAUGCGAGUUCUCCAACAUCCACCAGAUUUAAUUUGCAUUUUAAUAUAUAUUGCUUUCCAUUUGUAAUCUGCAUUGCUAUCCUCUGUGAAAUAUCCCGUACUGUAUGUGAAAUGCAUUCUGACGAAUGUUAACAAGCCAUACUGUACACAUUGUGUAUUCAAGUUCCUAAUGGCUGUGUUUUUUCUUGCCUUUUUUUUUUUUUUUUUUUAAACCACUUUCCUUUAUGUGUCUUGGAAAGAGUGCUGCUCACUAAGAGUGCAUAAAAAGUAUUGUGAUGUUUGUCUGGGGUGCAGUAAGACAUUUGUGUUUUUAUUGACAAUGAUUGUGAAUGUUUUAAGUGAUUUUUGGGCAUUACUCAACUGAAUUGACUUGUUGCCCAUGAUGUUUUCUGCCUUAAAGGUUCAUUAAAAUAUUACUAAUUUGA
Molecule: messenger RNA, 4852 nt
Organism: Neoarius graeffei (lesser salmon catfish)
Lineage: Eukaryota; Metazoa; Chordata; Actinopteri; Siluriformes; Ariidae
Gene: smcr8a
Product: Smith-Magenis syndrome chromosome region, candidate 8a
Exons: 2
Coding region: 605-3241 (878 amino acids)
Cellular component (GO): guanyl-nucleotide exchange factor complex
Molecular function (GO): GTPase activator activity
Source: RefSeq, a predicted model, not a curated record